Molecule: messenger RNA, 7060 nt
Organism: Etheostoma spectabile (orangethroat darter)
Lineage: Eukaryota; Metazoa; Chordata; Actinopteri; Perciformes; Percidae
Gene: taf1
Product: TAF1 RNA polymerase II, TATA box binding protein (TBP)-associated factor
Exons: 42
Coding region: 356-6388 (2010 amino acids)
Biological process (GO): transcription by RNA polymerase II; DNA-templated transcription initiation; RNA polymerase II preinitiation complex assembly
Cellular component (GO): transcription factor TFIID complex
Molecular function (GO): TBP-class protein binding; RNA polymerase II general transcription initiation factor activity; histone acetyltransferase activity
Source: RefSeq, a predicted model, not a curated record
CGCUAACGUUAGCUUAGCUAGCUGACGGGGGUGCCUGCAGACUGCAGUACGCUGCAGUUCAUGAUUUACAAAUAAAAACAAAAAAGUUUUUACCGAACCUGAGUUUGUAACGACAGCAUAAAAUGCAUUUUGUGUAUUUUUUCUUUUAACCUCACAAUGCUGAUACAGGCACAUGUAGAAAAUAUCUUUGAGUUAGCGAGUUAUUUUGUCUAGUGAACAUUAGCUAUCUCAGCUAACGUUCACGUUAGUUUGCCUGGAUGACUUGAGCUGUAGCAGUUUAGCUGCUAGCAUUCAACAGAUACAGCAAGCUGGCUGAAACCAAAGCGUACCAAAUCUGAAGUUAGGUCAAGAAAGUAUGUCGGACUCGGACAGUGACGAGGAUCAGGAUCGCCCUUUCUCUCUAACUGGAUUCCUCUUCGGAAACAUCAAUGAAGAUGGACAGCUUGAGGAUGACAGUGUACUGGACAAUGAGUCCAAAAAGCAUUUGGCUGGUUUGGGUAGUCUGGGUCUGGGCUCACUCAUUACAGAGAUCACUGCCAACGAGGAGGGUGAUCAAGAUGAAAACAGAGACUCUGGUAGUGUGGAUGCAGAAGGUUGGGUGAAAAGCACGGACGAUGCAGUGGAUUACUCUGACAUUAGUGAGGUGGCUGAGGAUGAGACAAAAAAGUACCGUCAGGCCAUGGGGUCUUUGCAGCCCAGCAGAAAAACAGAUGACGAGGAUGACUAUGAUGCUGACUGCGAGGAUAUUGAUUCUAAGCUUAUGCCUCCUCCACCACCACCAAGUCUUCCUACAGCUGCAAAGAAAGAGGAACCCUCCUCUCCGAGCACAAAUGUUGGGGAAGAGGGGGAUGGCAUCAUCCUGCCCUCCAUCAUUGCACCAUCUUCUACGGCUGAUAAGGUUGACUUCAGCAGCUCCUCAGACUCUGAGUCAGAGACUGACCGUCCCUGCCAGGGUUUGGGGGCGGGAGGCCCCCCUGAUAGUCUCAACCUCCCUCUUGCUGGCAUCAUGCAAAAAGAUGCUGCCAAAGCGCUUCCAGGUGUCACACAGCUCUUCCCAGAGUUUAGGCCUGGAAGGGUGCUUAGGUUCUUACGACUGUUUGGUCCUGGUAAGAACAUGCCAUCCGUUUGGAGGAGUGCCCGCAGGAAGAAGAAGCGGAAGCACAGAGACCCUCAGCCUGGGACACCUCCUCCAGAAGGAGAGUCCACAGAGCAAAGCCAGGAGAAGAAGUCUGGAUGGCUGUACGAGUAUGCACCCCCUCCACCCCCAGAGCAGUGUCUCUCUGAUGAUGAGAUAACCAUGAUGGCCCCAGUAGAAUCUAAGUUCUCACAAACUUGUGGGGAUGGGGACAAGGAGGCAGAGUCUCGACCUAAAGUAGCAGAAUGGAGAUAUGGUCCAGCCCAGCUCUGGUACGACAUGCUAGGCGUCUCUGAGGAUGGAAGCAACUUCAACUACGGCUUAAAGCUAAAAGAACACCAGAGCAGUGAGCCUCAGCAGCAGGACACACAAAAAGAAAUAACAGAGACUGCACAUGAGUUUCUGAGGCGGGAGGCCAAUGACGAUGAUGAUAAUGAUAAUGAUGAUGAAGAUAAGGAUUUAUCAGCCCUUGAGAAUGAGCUCUUCCUGAUGGUCACUCAACUGAAAUGGGAGGACGAUAUCAUCUGGAAUGGGGAGGACAUAAAACACAAGGGCACAAAGACUCAGCGGGCCAGCCUGGCUGGAUGGCUGCCCUCUAGCAUGACCCGCAAUGCCAACGCUUAUAACGCCCAGCAGGGUCUAACAAGAAGUAAUUCCCAGUUGGUGCCACCUACGCCUCCCCCCAUGCCCAAAGUUUCUUCAAUCUCUGGCUCUAAGCGUGAAAAAAACAGCCAUGAAAAUCAAUCCUUCCUGGAAGAAGACUCUCCCUGGUUCUCCAUUUUUCCCAUUGACAGUGAGGAGUUAGUGUAUGGACGCUGGGAAGAUAACAUAAUCUGGGAUGACCAGGAGAUGGAUCACAUCCUCAUGCCACCUGUUCUUACACUGGAUCCCAAUGAUGAAAAUAUCAUCCUAGAAAUCCCUAAUGAAAAGGAGGAGAUGACUUCCCACUCCCCGUCAAAAGAGAAUAAGAAGGAAACAGCAAUCAAAAAGAGCCGCAUCCUGCUGGGAAAAACUGGGGUGAUAAAAGAUGAGCCACAGCAGAACAUGUCCCAACCUGAACAAAAGGACCCCUGGAACCUCUCCAAUGAUGAGUUCUACUAUCCUAAACAGCAAGGCCUGAGGGGGACCUUCGGUGGCAACAUCAUUCAGCACUCCAUCCCUGCACUGGAGCUAAGGCAGCCCUUCUUUCCUACUCACAUGGGGCCCAUGAAGCUGCGUCAGUUUCAUCGACCGACUCUGAAGAAAUACUCAUUUGGGUCUUUGGCUCAGCCAGGUCCCCAUCCUGUCCAACCACUGCUCAAACACAUUAAGAAAAAGGCUAAGAUGCGAGAGCAGGAGCGACAGGCAGCAGGAGGAGGAGAUAUGUUCUUCAUGCGAACCCCACAGGACUUGACGGGUAAAGAUGGAGAUCUGAUCCUGGCCGAGUACAGUGAAGAAUACCCCCCUCUCAUCAUGCAAGUUGGCUUGGCCACUAAGAUCAAAAACUACUACAAAAGGAAACCUGGAAAAGAUCCUGGAGCACCCGACUGUAAAUAUGGAGAGACUGUGUACUGCCACACAUCCCCUUUCCUGGGUUCUCUUCAUCCUGGACAGCUGCUCCAGGCAUUUGAAAACAACCUUUUCCGUGCUCCAAUAUACCUGCACAAGAUGCCAGAGACUGAUUUUUUGGUUCUGCGAACGCGACACGGCUACUACAUUAGAGAGCUUGUGGACAUUGUUGUAGUUGGUCAGCAGUGCCCCUUAUUUGAGGUUCCAGGGCCCAACUCCAAACGAGCCAAUACUCAUAUCAGAGACUUCUUACAGGUGUUCAUUUACCGCUUGUUCUGGAAGAGCAAGGAUCGGCCCAGGAGAAUCCGCAUGGAGGAUAUAAAGAAAGCUUUUCCUUCACACUCAGAGAGCAGCAUCAGAAAACGACUAAAACUCUGUGCUGACUUCAAACGUACAGAUAGUAAAGCAGGGAGCAGGGAAAGAGCUUUUUACACCUACUUUGGAUUUUAUCCUGAAGGGAUGGACUCUAACUGGUGGGUGCUUAAGCCUGACUUCCGAUUGCCUACAGAGGAGGAGAUCAGGGCCAUGGUGUCUCCAGAGCAGUGCUGUGCUUACUAUAGCAUGCUUGUGGCAGAGCAAAGACUCAAGGAUGCUGGAUAUGGUGAGAAAUCCUUUUUUGCUCCAGAGGAGGAGAACGAAGAGGACUUUCAAAUGAAAAUUGAUGAUGAGGUGCGGACAGCUCCUUGGAACACAACAAGAGCCUUCAUUUCUGCCAUGAAGGGGAAAUGCCUUUUGGAAGUUACAGGCGUGGCUGAUCCUACAGGCUGUGGAGAAGGUUUUUCCUACGUCAAAGUGCCCAACAAGCCUACUCAACAGAAGGAUGACAAAGAGCCACAGCCUGCCAAAAAGACAGUGACGGGGACAGAUGCUGAUCUGAGGAGACUCUCACUGAAGAAUGCCAAGCAGCUGCUGCGCAAGUUUGGUGUUCCAGAGGAAGAGAUCAAGAAGCUCUCACGCUGGGAGGUGAUUGACGUGGUGAGAACCAUGUCCACAGAGCAGGCACGUUCUGGGGAGGGACCCAUGAGCAAGUUUGCCAGAGGCUCUCGUUUCUCCGUUGCGGAACACCAAGAACGCUACAAGGAAGAGUGCCAGAGGAUCUUUGACCUGCAGAACAAAGUGUUAGAGUCGACAGAGGUGCUCUCCACAGACACAGACAGCAGCUCGGCAGAGGACAGUGACUUUGAGGAGAUGGGGAAGAACAUUGAGAACAUGCUUCAGAACAAGAAGACCAGCUCCCAGCUUUCCCGUGAGAGGGAGGAGCAAGAGAGGAAGGAGCUGCAGAGGAUGCUAAUGGGCGAGGAGAGUGACCGUGACCACAAGGGACGCAAGGAGCGGCGCAAAGGCUUGUCCAGCUCCUUAUCCACCAGUUCCCACAAGGAUGAUGACACUUCCUCCGUCACCAGCCUAAACUCUUCAGCCACAGGACGGCGACUCAAGAUCUAUCGCACCUUCAAGGAUGAGGACGGCAAGGAAUAUGUUCGAUGCGAGACAGUUCGCAAGGCUUCUGUUAUUGACGCCUACACCAGGAUCCGAACCACCAAGGAUGAUGAAUUCAUACGAAAGUUUGCCCUCUUUGAUGAGCAGCACAGAGAGGAGAUGAGAAAGGAGCGCCGGCGUAUUCAGGAGCAGCUGAGGAGGCUGAAGAGAAACCAAGAGAAAGACAAGAUCAAGGGACCGCCAGAAAAGAAGGCCAAGAAGGUCAAAGAGAGACCAGACCUCAAGGUAAAAUUAAAGUGCGGAGCAUGUGGAGCCAUUGGACACAUGAGGACCAACAAGUUUUGCCCGCUGUACUAUCAGACCAACGCCCCACCUUCUAACCCAGUUGCAAUGACAGAGGAGCAGGAGGAGGAGCUGGAAAAGACCGUCAUCCACAACGACAAUGAGGAACUGAUCAAGGUGGAGGGCACCAAAAUUGUUUUGGGCAAACAACUCAUUGAAAGUGCUGAUGAAGUGCGCAGAAAGUCUUUAGUGCUCAAGUUCCCCAAGCAACAGCUCCCACAGAAGAAGAAGCGACGCGUUGGCAACGCUGUGCACUGUGACUACCUCAAUAAACCACAUAAGGCCAUCCACCGCAGACGCACGGACCCCAUGGUGACAUUGUCUUCUGUGCUAGAGAGCAUCAUCAAUGACAUGCGGGAUCACCCUAAUACAUAUCCAUUCCACACACCAGUGAAUGCUAAGGUUGUGAAGGACUACUAUAAGAUCAUCACACGGCCCAUGGACCUGCAGACGCUAAGAGAGAAUGUACGUAAGAGACUGUACCCAUCCAGGGAGGAGUUCCGUGAAGCAGUGGAGGUUAUCGUCAAAAACAGCGCCACCUACAAUGGGGCAAAACAUCCAAUAACACAGGUAGCACAGUCCAUGCUGGACCUGUGUGAUGCUAAACUGAAAGAGAAGGAGGACAGGCUGGUAAGGCUGGAGAAAGCCAUCAACCCCUUGCUGGAUGAUGAUGAUCAAGUGGCCUUCUCUUUCAUUCUGGACAACAUUGUGACCCAGAAAAUGAUGGUGGUUCCCGAUUCAUGGCCAUUUCACCAUCCUGUCAACAAAAAAUUUGUGCCCGACUAUUACAAGGUGAUUGUAAGCCCAAUGGAUCUGGAGAACAUCCGCAAGAACAUCUCCAAACACAAAUACCAGAACCGAGAUGCGUUCCUUUCAGAUGUCAGUCUCAUUCAUGCCAACAGUAUCAAGUACAAUGGCCCAGACAGUCCUUAUACCAAGACAGCCCUGGAUAUUGUCAAUGUGUGCAAGCAAACCUUGGCAGAGUAUGAUGAGCACUUGACUCAGUUGGAGAAGGACAUCUCUACUGCUAAAGAGGCAGCUUUAGAUGCAGCUGACUUGGAGAGUCUGGACUCAAUGAUGCCUGGGCCAUACACACCACAGCCUGCUGAUCUGUUUGACAGCGGUGCUUCAGGGAGUCUGCCCAGAGAGACCAGCAGCAUUUUCUCUGAGGGACCUCUAGUGGUUACUCCAGAGAAGAGAGGGGGGCAGGGUCGCCACGGCAGAAGACCUGGGGAGGAAGAGUCAGAUGUGGACAUUGAAGGCUUUGAGGAGGAAGAUGAUGGCAAACCCAAAACUCCUGCUCCUGCAGAGGACGCAGACAGAGAUCUAGAGGACGACGAUGAUGAAGAGGACAUGUUGCUGCCACCUCGCAGACGGGUGCACGACCAGGAGGACGAGGAGGAGGACGAGGAGGAGGAAGAGGACGGACUAUCUAACCGCCCAGCCCAAGCCAGCGUGCUGUACCAGGAUCUGCUCAUGUCUGACGGAGAGGACGAUGCCAGCGAAGAGGAGGGCGACAACCCUUUCUCCUCCAUACAGCUGUCGGAGAGCGGUAGCGAUUCUGAUAGAGAGUUGGAUGUGCGACCUGCACCCCCACGGAGAGCUCAAGAGACGGCCCGCAUGGGCAUGGAGCAAGACGAGAGCAUGAUGUCAUAUGAAGGGGACGGGCCUGAUGGGCCUCACAUGGAAGACAGCAAUGUCAGUUACGGCAGCUAUGAGGAGACAGAGAGCCGGAGUCACAUGCAGCCCUCUAGCAUGGGGAACGGAGAAGACUACGGCAUCAGCGAAGAGGAGGAGGAAGAUGAAGAGGAUGAAGCACGGAGGAGAGGCCCAGCUGUGCUCUCCCAGGUCCAGCUCAGUGAAGACGAGGAGAGCGAAGAGUUCCGAUCUAUAGGGGGAGACAGCGACAUGGACUCUGACAUCUAGUCUGUAGUCAGUUUUUUGUUUUUUAUCCGCAGUAUAAAGGAGACAUUGUUAAUAAUCACAUUUUUAAAAUGGAGAAACUGAGACUUUGUCAAGAAACGUUUUGUACAUACUUAUUUUGUAAAUGAUGGUUAAUGUUUAUAGCUUCCUCUUCCACUGUUAGCUCUGUUGUACCUACAGUAUAGGGACAUACAGCACAUUGUAAAUUUCAUUUUGCCUUUUAUACAGUAUGUUGAAUGAAUAUCAUGCAUCUUGACAUGAAAGUGUGUGUACAGUUGUUUUAACUCAUUAAUAUCUUGCGCUAACAAAUAGUUCAGCAACUCUACUUUUUCUAUCCCAGUUCCUGAUUUCAAAAUGGAAUAAACGUACUGAAGGUUAACAGUCAGCUCUCUCUUAAAAAUAAAAAAAUCAUUAAAUCAUAUAUUACUCACAGACAUUAAGCUGCAGUUAAACAUCAUAAAACAUUGUCCUCUUCCUCAGUUGAAAUUGACACCAGUCAUGUAUUACAGGAACAGACUCUGGAUUUAGUAUUCUGAUAGUUUUUAAUCUUCAAUCGCUAAACCUCAUGGAGUUUAGUUUAAUAAAGUGGUGGAACUACUCGUCUGGGUGAUCCAUUUAGGGACGUAUCAGGUCCAUGCAGUUCAGUUUCCAAAUCGACAUGUUUAAUCAAAAAAA